AUGUUAGGUAAUUCAGAAAAAACUAGAGAUAUUCAUAUGUCUAGUUCUAGCUCAAAUCCUUCAGCUAAUAUUGGUUCUAGUAGUUCAGGGCCUCAGAUUAACUCUGAGGAUCCUGAGAUUAAAAGAGAGAGAUCUCGUACUAGAUCUGAGUCACCUGUUAUUGUAGGUGAGAGAGGGGUUAACCCAAAUAUACCUGAAGUACAGGUUGAUGAUAAUGGAGGUUUUUAUCGUACUAAUCAAAUACCCUUAAAAUAUACUAUAACUAAAGGAAGUGAGAUUGUUACAGAUUAUAGACCUAAUGGUAGAAAUCAACCUUAUGCAUGUAGCAUAGCUAAUGCUAUAGAGGAUUUUCAAAAGAAUAGAGGUGGUGGACGACAAGUACCUGAACUUGAUAAUAAAGCUCAAGCAUUUUUUGAUAAUUUUCUUACUCAUAACUUCCCUAAUAAGAAUUGA
Aplosporella prunicola CBS 121167 is the source of this 453-nucleotide messenger RNA. RefSeq lists its product as uncharacterized. The transcript has a single exon. The coding region runs from base 1 to 453 and encodes 150 amino acids. The record is from RefSeq and is a predicted model, not a curated record. NCBI's taxonomy places the organism in Eukaryota, Fungi, Ascomycota, Dothideomycetes, Botryosphaeriales, Aplosporellaceae.